ACACGUUCUUGUCCAUCACGACUUACCGCUAUCAUGGCCACCCGUCGUAAUCGAUGCACGAGCAGCGGGACGGUCCGAAAGUCGUCAAGUCGCGUCAAGGCGAGCCGAUCCCAGGCCCAAGGGAGGACUUUGCGACUGUUUGGCACCGACCUGAUGCGACAUGCGAUAAUACGACGUCGUUCUCCUCGCGAGCUCAAAGCGACGAACGAGAGCCUGAAGAGCCUGCAGACACAGCUGGAACUGGCGUACGCGUCGACCGCGUCAUCGGGAGCAGCCGUGGCGGGCGGAUGUGCUGGUCUCGGGCUAGGUAGCGUAUCAGGUGCAGGCGGUACUGUCCUCGGAGGUAGCGUGGCGGUUCCAGGCGGCGUGCCCGGUAGCACCACCCUGACGGCCAUCUUGGAGACAAAAGACGCGCGCAUACAAACCCUGGAGAAGGAGGUGGCGUUGCUCGAGGCCGAGUUACAGCGUAUUAAGGAAUGCGGCGGUAGAUUAAGGGAGCAACUGCUGAAAGCGACCGCCAUGCCUAGUAGUAGCGGAGGCGGUAGUGUACAGCAACAAACGAUCACGCAACAGCAGCAACAGCAGCAACAGCAGCAACAGAGUAAAGUUGCCACGGGAGGUAUCGAAUCACAUGUGCGGCAGGGAUUGGUGACGGCCAUGGGUGGUCCGCAGCAGCCCGGCACGUUGGCCCUGGCCAGGGGACCGUCCGUGAUGACCUCGCUGGUACCGUAUGGUCACUCGUCGUCCUCGGCAUUAACCAGUUCAUUGCUUGCCGGUUCGACAGGUGGGACCACGAGCGGCGGAGGCGGUGGGGGCGGUUCCUCGUGCCUUGGCGGCAUUUCGUCGGGCGCUGCCACCGGCGUGGUCAAUCCCUAUACCGAUCGUUACGCCGAUCAUCAUCUCCAUCAGCUUCAUCAUCAUCCUCAUUAUCAUCAACAUCAUCUCCAUCAACAUCAGCAGCAUCAACAGCAGCUGCAGUUGCAGCAUCAGCAGCAAAUGCAGCAACACUUGAAACAAAUUAAGCCUGCGGCGCAGGGCGCACUGGCGCUGCACGCGCACACCUUCAACAAGCACGACAUGAACUUCAAACGGCAACUGGACGAGCUCCGGACGGAGGUGCAACGUAGGGAUCAGGAGCUACUCGCCAUGUCCGCGAAGAUGAAAACCCUCGAAGAGCAGCAUCAGGAUUACCAGCGGCACAUCACUGUGCUCAAAGAGUCUCUCUGCGCCAAGGAAGAACACUACAAUAUGCUGCAGGCUGACGUGGAGGAAAUGCGGCAACGGCUCGAGGAGAAGAACCGGAUGAUCGAGAAGAAAACGGAGGCAGCGUUGCAGGCGCAACAGGAGCGGAAUCGCAUGAACACCGAGCUGACAGAGCUAAAGGAUCACAUGGACAUCAAAGACCGGAAGAUCAACGUGCUUCGGCGUAAGAUCGAGAAUCUGGAGGAUCUGCUGAAGGAGAAGGACAACCAGGUCGACAUGGCCAGGGCGCGUCUAACGGCAAUGCAGGCGCACCACUGCAGCAGCGAAGGUGCGCUCAGUAGCCUCGAGGAGGCGAUAGGAGAUAAAGAGAAGCAAAUGGCACAAUUACGGGAACAGAGGGACCGGGCGGAGCAGGAGAAACAGGAAGAAAGGGAAUUACACGAGAGGGAGAUCGUCGAGUACAAAAUGAAGAUCCACGCCCUCGAGUCUGAAGUUGAAAAAUUGGGCGCCCGUUUGGAGAGAGCGCAAGCGGAGAAAGACCGACUGGAGGCGAAGCUGGAAAGUUCGCAGUCGGAGCUCGGCAAGAGCAAAGCCGAAUUGGACAAGGCUGCGUCCGAAGUUGGUCGCAGCGGUGCCGACUGGGAGGCUGCCAAGCAGAGGAUGACCAGGCUCGAGCUGGACAACGAGAGACUCAGGCACGAUCUCGAAAGGUCUCAGAGCACUUACGGCAGAAGCACGCUGAAUUCUUCUCAGGAAAUGGACAGGAUCACGGAAAAAGCGGAAAAGACAGCGGCGGAACUGAGGAGGGCACAAGCUGAGCUCAGGGUCACGCAGGCUGACAACGAAAGAGCUAAGGCCGAGGCCGCUGCUCUCCAAGAGAAGGUGGAAAAGAGUCAGGGUGAGGUGUACAGAUUGAAGGCCAGGCUGGAAAACGCUCAGGGUGAACAAGAGAGUCUUCGAGAUGAAUACGAUCGUGCGCAAGCUUCGGUGGCUCGUCUACAUUCGGAACGGGACAAGGCAAUCGCGGAACUUGAGAAAACACAAGAGGAAUUGGAACGGACACAGGCUACUCUCGGCAAAGCACAACUUCAGCAAGACAAAUUGCAAAGUCUACUGGACAAAACGCAAAGCGAAGUGGACAAGCUUCAGGAGAAAUUGGACAAAACGCAGACGGAAAUUCGCAGGAUGCAAAUGGAAAGGGAGAAGCAAAACUACGAUUUCGAAAACUUGCAAAGCCAACUGGACAAAGCGCUCGGCCAAUCGACGAGGAUGCAGAAAGAACGGGAAACGAUUCAAUUGGAUGUGGACCGGUUGCAGGAUAAAUACGAGAAAGCUCAGGUGAUCAUACAACGACUGCAGAAGGAGAGGGACGGUUUUCAGGAAGAGACAGAGAAAUUGCACGAGAGGAUGGAGUUCCAGCAGAAUCAGGUAACGAAGAUGCAACGGGACAAGGAGAAUCUACUGUCGGAGCUCGAGCUAGUGAAAGAAAGAUGGGAGAAAGCUCACAAUAGUCAUCAGAAGCUAACCCUGGAACGAGACGACGCCAUGACCGAGAUCGAGAUUCUGAAGGAGAAAGUGGAGAAAGCGCAGUACUCGAUGAACAAGGCUCAGGAGGAACGGGAGAACGCGAACAAAGAGUUCGAGAAGAUGCUGGAAAAGUACGACAGAGCCCAGAGCGAGGUGUAUCGGCUGCAAAAUCGUAUCGAGGUGAUGGAAGCUGACAAGGACAGGCUAGAGCUCGAGACGGAGAAGCAACAGAUGUUGGCGUCGAAGAGUCGCGACGAAGCGAGAAAGGCCCAGGAGGAGCUGGCUCGCGUGCAAGAGAUGUACGAUCGGGCGGCUCUUCAGCUGGGUCGCACGAAAGAGCACGAGGAGAAAUCGAAGGAAGAUCUGGACAGGUUAACGGUGGACCUGGAGAUGGUUCAGGAGCGAUACGAAAAAUCUCAGAUCGAGCUACGCAGGUUACAGAACGAGAGGGACAAGCUGACCGCGGACAAUGAGAGGAUCAGCUUCGAAUUGGAGCGCGCUCACUCGCAGGUGACCAAGGCUCAGGCCGCGACAGACAAGACGCAGGAAGAGCUGGCACGAAUGCAGCUGGAGAUCGAAAAGAUGUACGAAAAACACGAUCGGCAACAGACCGAGGUGAGGAAGGCGCAGGCGGAGACGGAACGGCUGCGAGUGGAGGCUGAGAGCGCGCGCGAGGAAUGCGAGAGGUACGCGGCCAGGUUCGGCAAGUAUCAGGAAAGCCAAGAACGGCAGAAGGAGGAACACGAGUGGGCGAAGCUGGAGGUGGAGCGGCUCCGCGAUCGGCUGAAGAAGACAUUGGCGGAGCUCGAACGCGCGAGGAAGACCGAGCAGGAACGUGCGGAAGGGGUGCGAGGUAAAUACCAGUACGAGCAAGAGAAGUGGCAGAGCGAGGGUAGUAGGCUACAACAGGAGAUGGAAUUGCUGCGCGAACGUCUGAAGGGCCGUGAAACGGAGCUGAAGAGGACGCAGUCGGGCAACGCCGAGCUCGAGACGAAGCUGCACGAGACGCAGCUUCAGCUCGAGCGGGCGCGCGAAGAGGCCAACAAGGCGGCUGCUGCGCAGGAGCGGAGUCGCGAGGGUGACGACAAGGUGAAGGCGAGAGCGGACGCUCUCGAGGCGGACAACGAAAAGCUCCGCGUCGAGAUAAUACGGCUGGAGAGACUGAUGCAAACCGAGGGUAAGACCAGGUCGGAGAGCGCGAGUAUCGAGGUUGAACGACUGCGCGCCAGCCUCGACAAGGCGAUCAUCGCGCGCGACCAGGUGGAGCUCGAGGCGGGCAGACUGGCCAAGGAGCUCGAGAAGGCGCACAUGCAGACGGCCAAGUAUCAGGAGGCCACGGAAACGAACAAGAAGGAGCUAGAACGGCUAGCCACGGAGAUACAGUUGCUCAGGGACGAACGAGAGGCACUCAGGCAGGAGCUGAGACGGUUGCAACAGCAGCAGCAACAACAACAGCAGCAGCAACAGCUCGCUGGCAGCGAGGAGAUUGCGCACUUGCAGCACGAGCUACAGCUCGCUCAACGGGAACGCGACAAGAUGGCCGCAAUCCUGGAAAACCGAGAGAAGCACUCGGAGAAAAUGAAGGAGAAGCUCGAGGUGGAGGCGAAGCAGCUGCAGGUGGAACGCGAUCAGCUGGUGAUACAAUUGGAGAAGUCGCAGGAGAUGCUGGUCAACUUCCAGCAGGAGUUGAACACGAACGAGGCGGAGCUCGAGCGUCAGCGCGAGGAGGUUCGCCGGUUGCAACAGUUGCAGCAACAGAGGGUACACAUGCAGACGCCGGAUAGAGCGGCGGAGGAAGCCCUCGAGGUACAGAUACGAGAGGUUUACCGGCUGAGCCAGCAGGUGCAGAAUCUGACGAAGACUCAGACGAAGGAAUGGCAGAGGGCCGAGCAGGCCGAGAAACGCGUGCAAGAGCUUCAGAAGCAGAUCGCCUCGAAGGACACGGGCGCGGCUGCCGGUGGCGUGAACGAGGCACAGCUCGAGCAAUGGAAGAAGCUAUGCGAGACGGAGAAACAGCGGGCGGACACGGCCGAGAGGCAGGCUGCUGACCUGCAAAAACGUAUCCAGAACACCGAGAGGCAGCUACACGGUCAACAACAGCAGAUCCAGCAGAUGCAGAUCACGAUGCAACAGCAACAACAGCAGCAGCUACAACAGCAUCCGCAGCAAAACGGCCAGGAGAUCGUCAGGUUGAGAAAGGAACUCGAGCAAGCGCAAGAGAACGUUAAGCAGGCGGGCGUCGAGCGCGAGCGGUUCCAGGGGCAGCUCGAAAAGCUGUGCCAGGAACUGCAGAAAUAUCAGGUGGACCUGCACGAGGCGAACAAGAAACUCCAAGCUGGCGCAGCGAAAGCUGGUAUCGACACUACACAAGAGAGAAGACAACUGGAGGAGCAGAAACGCCAGAUGGAAGAACAGAGAAGGCAGACGGAAGAACGAGCCAAGUCCGUAGAUCAGAAAGCUAGAACGAUAGAGGAGAAGGAGAGGACGCUCCAAAGUCUCGACCAGGAUCUGAAGAAACGGAAAGCGAAGAUGGAUCAGUUGGAACAGCAGUUACAAAGAAGCGGUGGGUCGCCGGACAAGAGACUGGCAGAAAUGCAGAAGACUCUGGAAAACGCCGAGAAGGAAUUGGAGAAAGCGAAAGAAGAGUCGACCAGAAGCUCAGCCGAGACCGAGAGGUUACUACACCUGAUGCAGAUGACUCAAGAAGAGCAGAAUGCCAAGGAGAGACAAAUCAGAGAACUUCAAGACAGCCAGAAACCUCCUCCGGAACCGUUCUUGAAAACGCCGGUGAACGCCACGAGUCCAGGAAAAUCGAGCUGGAGACGAAAGAUCGACGGAUAUCGAAAUUGGAACUGGAACUGAAGCAGACGAAGAGGAUGAAGGACGCGAAGAACCUCAGUCUGGAGGAUAACGAGAGCUGGAAGAAGGAAUUGGAACUAAAGAACCGGAAAAUUGCCGAGCUGGAGGAUCAACUGGUAGCUUGGAAAGAUGGCGCGAAGAACGGUGGCAACGAAUGCGCCCAGAGCACGAAACUGAUGGACGAACUGAAGAAAGAAAAGGAGUCUUGGAAGAAGGAAAUCGGCGUGAAGAACGAACGCAUAUCGCAGCUGGAGAACGAGAUAGGAUCCCUGACGAGUUCGAUGAGGGAGUCGAAGAGAUGCAAGGGCAACGACAGGCAGGACAACGGUGAGAUUUGGAAAUUGGAAAUCGAAAGGAAGAACCAACGAAUCGCCGAGCUGGAGCAAGAGAUCGAGUCCUUGGAGAAUUUCCUCAGGGAUCACGCGGACACUGAGAGCGUGCGAGAUAUGGAGAUCGUGAUCGAGAGGAAAGCCAGACGAAUAGAGGAGCUUGAGGACACGGUAGCCGAGUUCGAGGACUUUUUGAAGCAAAAUCCGGACGUGAAAGAGCUGCACGAUCUUCGUUGUCAAGUGACCGCUGGAAAUCGACGGAUACAGGAGUUGGAGAGAUGGAUACAAAAGAACGGUGAGAGCAAAGAAUCUAGAAUCGACCGGGAAAGAGUUAUCGAACUAGAGGAGAUGGUCACGCAGUUGGAAGACUACGUGAGGAAGCACAACGUGGACGUGCUGAAGAGGAAGUUGCAAGACCGCGAGUGCAGGAUCGAUCAGUUGCAAAGUCGCGUUGGGUAUUUGGAAAAGGAACUGUUGAGAGUCGAAGAAGAAGCCCAUCGAGCUAAAUUCCAUUUCGCAGGAAAGGAAAUGCAAAAAGAUCACGAAGAAAAAGAAACGAAAUCGGACGAUUUACUUCGCGCUCAAACGAUCGCAGGGGAUUCAGAGAUGCACGAAAUGGAACAGAAAAUGAGAAAGAUGGAGGUUGCCAUGUCUGGAAAGGACAACAAGAUCCAGGAGUACGAGCGGCAGAUCGUCGAAAAUAAGGAAGAGAUGACGAAACUUAAGAAGGAGAUAGCUGCUCUAAGGAAGGAACUCAACGAGUACGACGACAUUGGAGUCUUAAAGGAAGAGAUCAGAGUGAGGGACGAGAGGAUUCAACAACUGGAGGACGAAGUAGACUCCCUCGAAAGAGCCUUCAGCGAAAGGAUCGAUCUGGAGCAAAUCGAGGGACUUGUGAAUGUGAUUAAGGAAAAGGAAGAGAAGGAACGACAAUUCUCGCAGGAUUUGAUAGAGAAAAGAAGCAAAAUCGAGGAACUGAGCGAAGCUCUCCGCGAAAGCGUUGUCAUUACGAGCGACAGCGAAAGAAGAUUGAAGAACGAGGAGAAACUGAAGAAGGAAGCUCUUCAAAAGGUAGCUAAGUUGGAACAAAGAAUCGCCUCGAUACAAACAGCUUCGGCGUUAAAGUGCAUCACUUGUCAACCGCUUCUUUCGAAACUGCAGAAGUACGAGAAGAAACUUCAAUGUCUCGCCGAGGAGAGAAACGCGCAACUCGAAGAUCUCCAUCAAAUGAAACGGGAAGCUUUGAAAGCCGCGGUCUCCGAGAAAGACGCGCAUCUGGCUCUGCUGGAACUUUCCGGGAUAAAAACUGCCGCUCAGUCCGAGCAAGCGGAUCGGUUGACAGCAGACAGGAAAAGAUUAUUAGAGACACUGAAGAAAGAGGACGAGAAAAGUAUCGAACUGUCGGUGGAAUCCAGCCCGAUUUGUUCAGAAGGAACACCGCAAUUACUCACGAAGGUGUUGGAAACAUCCGACGACGACGACGACGACAACGACGAAGGAACACCAAACGAUCGUCGCAGUGACUCGAAUUCUCCGAGACCGGCUACGACGAAUGGCGACAGUUGCACCGACUCAAACGAGACAGCGAAGGAAUUGGAACCGAGAAGCAAACGAGACCAGACGAACAAGAGCCAGCAACUGGAUAGCAGAUAAGUAGACCAGGCCACGAUCGUAAUACGUAGAAAACGAAAGUGCUAUCGAUCUUCGAUGUUGUCACGUGCACACACACACGCAACCGUAGAAAUAAUCUAGAGCAUUUCUAGAGCCUUAGAGAAAAAGCAGAGCAAAGAAAGAAAGAAAGAAAG
Messenger RNA from Heterotrigona itama, 7723 nucleotides. The record is from the annotation of a GenBank genome assembly. NCBI's taxonomy places the organism in Eukaryota, Metazoa, Arthropoda, Insecta, Hymenoptera, Apidae.